This is a messenger RNA of Eruca vesicaria subsp. sativa (arugula), 1728 nucleotides long. The record is from the annotation of a GenBank genome assembly. NCBI's taxonomy places the organism in Eukaryota, Viridiplantae, Streptophyta, Magnoliopsida, Brassicales, Brassicaceae.
AUGGUUAAAGACAAACUUCACAACACCAGCGAUGAUGACAACACAGAAGAGAACUUCUCAGAAGACGGAGACUGGGGAGACUGGGAAGAAGCAGGUGAUAACGGUGACAACGACGGUGACGGCGGCUCGGAAUCUGACUUCCUCUGUUUGUUCUGUGACUCUCACUACGUUUCCUCUGAUUCACUAUUCGAACACUGUCGUCUCUGCCACGAGUUCGACUUCCACGGAGUUAGAAAGGAGCUGAAGCUGGACUUCUACGCUUCGUUUAAGCUCAUCAACUAUGUUCGGUCACAGGUGGCUGAGAACAAAUGUUGGAGCUGGUGUCAAGUCAAAGAUGUUAACUUUCCUCCUUGGGAUGAUGAGAAGUAUCUGAAGCCCUUUUGGCAGGAGGAUUCACUUUUGUACAGCUUUUCUGAUGCUGACGUGGAAGAAGAUGAAGAGGAGGGAUUAGAUAGAGAGGGUUUGAUUGAGGAUUUGCAGAAGCUUGGUGAUUUGAGUAUUGAUGUUGAGGCUAUAGGAGAAAGCUCUGUGGAUGUUACUCUUAUCCCAAACUGCAGUGACCUGAAACAAAGUUGUGUGGAUGGGAAAGAUGAGGAGACAAGAGUUUGUGAAGGGAGGUUAGUUGGUAGGAACGUUAGGAAAGUGAAUGAGAACUAUUUUGGAUCUUAUAGUUCGUUUGGGAUUCACAAGGAGAUGAUAAGUGAUAAGGUUAGAACAGAAGCAUAUAGGGAUGCUCUUUUGAAGAAUCCGAGUCUCUUGUCUGGCUCUGUUGUAAUGGAUGUUGGUUGUGGAACUGGAAUAUUGAGUCUUUUUGCUGCUCAAGCUGGGGCUUCAAGGGUAAUUGCAGUUGAAGCUAGUGAGAAGAUGGCCAAAGUUGCAACUAAGAUUGCUAAGGAUAACAAAGUGUUUAAUGAUAAAGAGCAUAAUGGGGUGCUUGAAGUAGCACACUCAAUGGUUGAAGAGCUUGAUAAGUCCAUAAAUAUUCAACCUCAUAGUGUUGAUGUGUUAGUCAGCGAAUGGAUGGGAUACUGCCUUCUAUAUGAGUCAAUGCUCACCUCUGUGCUUUACGCAAGAGAUCGGUGGUUGAAACCUGGAGGUGCAAUCCUCCCUGACACAGCCACAAUGUUUGUUGCUGGAUUUGGAAAAGGCGCCACAAGUCUUCCUUUCUGGGAAGAUGUCUAUGGCUUUGACAUGUCUUCAAUUGGCAAGGAAGUUCUUGAAGAUACUGCUCGGAUUCCUAUUGUUGACGUUAUAGAGGACCGUCAUUUAGUGACUGGACCUGUUCUUCUCAAGGCAUUUGACCUGGCUACCAUGAAACCAGAUGAAGUAGAUUUCACAGCAACAGCAACGCUUGAGCCCAUUGAGUCAGAAACAGAAGCUAGGUUGUGCCAUGGUGUUGUGUUGUGGUUUGACACAGGUUUCACUGAUAGGUUCUGCAAGGAAAACCCAACCGUACUAUCCACAUCACCCUACACUCCUCCAACACACUGGGCUCAGACGAUCUUGACGUUUCAAGAACCAAUCUCAGUGGCACCUGCCAACGUUCUGUCUGGUGAUGACAGAAGAGGAGCCAUUGGAACUGAAGAAAGUCCAGUCUCAAGCAUCCAUCUGCGUGUGAGUGUUGCACGAGCGUCUGAGCAUCGCAGCAUUGACGUCUCAUUAGAGGCUACAGGGGUGAGCUCAAACGGUCAGAAGCGUAGUUGGCCAGUUCAGAUAUUUAAUCUAUGA